Messenger RNA from Triticum dicoccoides, 1095 nucleotides. Its product is annotated as putative anthocyanidin reductase. The transcript is spliced from 4 exons. The record is from RefSeq and is a predicted model, not a curated record. Bases 1 to 1095 code for a protein of 364 amino acids. NCBI's taxonomy places the organism in Eukaryota, Viridiplantae, Streptophyta, Magnoliopsida, Poales, Poaceae. Gene Ontology annotation, molecular function: oxidoreductase activity, acting on the CH-OH group of donors, NAD or NADP as acceptor.
AUGGCCGGAAAUCAGCGCAAGAGCAGCGGCGGCGCCAGGGUGUGCGUGACCGGAGCCACUGGGUUCGUCGGCUCCUGCCUCGUCAGGAAGCUCCUCGACGCAGGCUACACCGUCCACGCCACCAUGCGAGGCACCGGAGACGAGGAGAAAGUGGGGCGGCUGCGGCGGCUGCGGCGGCUGGUGGUCCCCGGCGGUGUGGCGCCGGAGCGGCUGGUGCUGUUCGAGGCCGACCUCUACGACCCCGCCACCUUCGCGCCGGCCAUCGCCGGGUGCCAGUCCGUCUUCCUCAUCGCCACGCCGUUCGCGGACGGCGCCGCGGAGGCGGCCGUGGGCGCGGUGCGCGCCAUCCUCCGGCAGUGCGCGGAGUCCGGGACGGUGAGGCGCGUCAUCCACACCGCCUCGAUGUCCACCGCCUCGCCGCUCACCGCCGCCGGGUACAAGGAGUUCAUCGACGAGUCGUGCUGGACUCCGUUCGACGUCGAAUACCCUCUCCGGAGCGCGGACUUCGAUAAGUACAUGCUGUCGAAGCUCCUGUCGGAGAAGGAGCUGCUGAGCUACAACGACGGCGAGGACCCGGCGUUCGAGGUGGUGACGCUGCCCUUGGGCCUCGUCUCCGGCGACACGCUCCUGGGGCGCAUCACGGAGGCGCUGGAGGUGGCCGUGUCGCUCCUGGGGCGCAUCACGGAGGCGCUGGAGGUGGCCGAGUCCCGCUUCGGGUUCAUGAGGCUGCUGCAGACGGUGGCGGGGUCGGUGCCGCUGGUGCACGUGGACGACGUCUGCGCGGCGCUCGUCUUCUGCAUGGAGCGGCCGUCCCCCGUCUCCGGUCGCUUCCUCUGCGCCGCCGCCUACCCGAACAUCCACGACGUCGUCGACCACUACGCCAGCAAGUACCCUCACCUCGACCUCCUCAGAGAGACCGAGGAGGUGGCGAGGGUGCAACCUGAGAGGAACAAGCUGGGGGAGCUGGGUUUCCGGUACAAGUACGGGAUGGAGGAGAUACUGGACGGCAACGUUGAGUGGGCAGCGAGGCUGGGGCUCCUUGAUGCUUCCAAGCUCAGCGCGCAACACAACGAUAUGAACGAACCCAAUUAUUGA